GCACUUCCGGGUGCUCCGGGUGUCGGAUCAACACACUUACUUGCUGGGGUAGGCGACGGGCUCCUAGUUCUGAAGGAACACAAAGCCCCCUCCGCAGCGCCGCACACACUCUCGCCUCGGCAGAGGACAGGAGCAACGACCGGGGGGGGGGGGGCCGCCGCCGCUUCCUCUGACACUACUUGGUUCUUAGCGACACCUAGUGGGCAUUUUAAAAAUCACACCAUUUUCCCAUCGUGGCGGCGAGGCGAGCGGGCGACACACCGCCGCCCGGGAUCUCCUACCACGCAUCCACCCGAAGGCGGAAUGGCGACCCGCUGGGCCAUAUGCGGUGCAGGGCAAAUCAGCCACGACUUCACAGCCGCGCUGAGGACUCUAUCCCCCGGGGACCACGAGGUUGUGGCUGUUGCUGCCAGGAGUCUGCAGCGCGCUCGAGACUUCGCGAAGAAGCACGACGUCCCUCGAGCCUACGGAAGUUACGAGGAACUGGCACGCGACCCUGAUAUUGAUGUGGUGUAUGUUGGGACCAUUCAUCCUCACCAUCUGAGCCCUGGCAAACUCUUCAUCAAGUCGAAGAAAAAUGUGUUGAUCGAGAAGCCCCUAGCCAUGAAUAGAGGGGAGGUGCAGGAGCUUAUCACUGCUGCACAGGAGAACAAUGUAUUUCUCAUGGAGGCAAUUUGGACGCGUUUCUUCCCCGUGUCGGUGGAAAUCCGACAGCUGCUGGGUGAAGGUGAAGUGGGCGAGGUGCAGAUGGUGAGGGCUGACCUGGGGACUCCGCUCACACACAUCCCUCGCCUGGCAGAGAGGGAGCUGGGCGGAGGAGCCCUGCUGAGCCUGGGAGUCUACUGCCUCCAGUUUGUCUUCAUGGUCUUCAAUGGGGAAAGGCCGGAGUCCAUCCAAGCCACAGGGCACUGCAUAGACACAGGUGUUGAUGGGACGGUAGUUUUGGUCCUGAAGUUCUCCGGGAACAGAAUGGCUGUCUGCACUUGCUCCAUCACCAUGAUGCUGACCAACGAUGCCGUGAUCACCGGAACCAAGGGCACCAUUAAGGUACCCCGCCACAUGUGGUGCCCCACCGCCUUGGAGGUGAAUGGGAAGGAGAAGCAGUUCCCCCUCCCAGAUGCGCCGCUGCCGCUAAACUUCACCCACAGCACGGGCCUGGGGUACGAAGCCCAGGAGGUUCGCCAGUGUCUGCUCAAAGGACUCCGGGAGAGUCCCGUGAUGCCGUGGGCACAUUCCAGCCUGUUUGCUGAGGUGAUGGACGAGGCCAGGAGACAGGUGGCUCACAUAUGACCAAGACAACAGCCACUGAGAGGAGCAUCGCAGCCCAAGAGUGUGUACAGUCACACCAACCCUCAGACAGGCGGGUUGUAUGUACUGUGUACUGGUCUCUACCGUGGAUGACUGGGCCUGCGAUCAUGAUGGGACGUCUUGAUGAGGUUUAAACGGCUUCCAUUCUGCAGUCGAACAUGCAUGUCAGUCCUCCUGGCGCCCUGCGCAUCGUAUGGGACCACAGUCAGAAGUGUGUUGGCACCGAUCGGACUUCAAAACAUGUUAAGACUGUUCAGAGAUAAUGGCAAUGGAAAUAUUUUAAUCCAAUUUCAAGUAGCAGCCCCUCAUAUUCAUCAUUAUAACAACUAACUGUGAGCCGUUCUAACUGUUAUGAUAAUCAUUUACAGCUGUAAAAACUAAAUUGCUGUAAUUGUCGCUGUAUUUAAUUGAUCGAGGGAUUAUUCACACUAAAGGUAACCGUGACCUGUCGGUCCGAUGAUGUGACGGCAGUUUUCAGGUAACUCGCGUCUGAAACGGAUUAAGAAUAGGACAGUGCUUACUUUCUCAUUUGUCAUUUACAUUACAUACAAACUCCCGCCAUCUCAAAGCAGAUCACCUGGCUCUUCCUUUUAUUAUUAUUUUUCCCUCCUGCUUUUUUUUUUUUUUUUUUUUGUACUGGACUCUGUUUUUCCAAUCUCGCACUGAUCGAGAGCAAGAGGGGCAAAAACAAUUAAAGUCUGUACAUCUGCCGUAGGUAACGGAGCCCACCAUCUGUUUAACUUGGAUAUGAAGAAAAUUGUAAUUAAACUUACUGGUAACACAGGUGCCGGUGUGUGUUCAGUCAGGUGAACGAAUUCCUGUGGAAAUAUAUUCAUCCCAAGCAACGAGGACAAAAAUAAACAAAUAAAUA
This is a messenger RNA of Lampris incognitus (smalleye Pacific opah), 2179 nucleotides long. Its product is annotated as trans-1,2-dihydrobenzene-1,2-diol dehydrogenase-like. Lineage: Eukaryota; Metazoa; Chordata; Actinopteri; Lampriformes; Lampridae. The coding region runs from base 304 to 1290 and encodes 328 amino acids. The transcript has 7 exons. Gene Ontology annotation, molecular function: nucleotide binding. The record is from RefSeq and is a predicted model, not a curated record.